Molecule: messenger RNA, 171 nt
Organism: Racocetra persica
Lineage: Eukaryota; Fungi; Glomeromycota; Glomeromycetes; Diversisporales; Gigasporaceae
Source: the annotation of a GenBank genome assembly
AUAAUAAAAAUGAAGUAGUUAAGGAUGAUUUUGACAAACUAUUCGAAGCAAUUUUGGAUCUUGAGAAUAAAAGUGGAGAUAGUAAGCCUGAAAGCCAAAAAAGAAAUGAGGCUCAAAUGAAAAUUGAAAACAUUAAGAAUGAUUUUGAUGAAUUAUUCGAAGGAAUAUCAA